This is a messenger RNA of Candoia aspera, 3205 nucleotides long. It is a transcript of the gene UTP6, whose product is annotated as UTP6 small subunit processome component. The coding region runs from base 52 to 1845 and encodes 597 amino acids. Gene Ontology annotation, molecular function: snoRNA binding; protein binding. The transcript has 19 exons. Gene Ontology annotation, biological process: maturation of SSU-rRNA from tricistronic rRNA transcript (SSU-rRNA, 5.8S rRNA, LSU-rRNA). Lineage: Eukaryota; Metazoa; Chordata; Lepidosauria; Squamata; Candoiidae. Gene Ontology annotation, cellular component: Pwp2p-containing subcomplex of 90S preribosome; small-subunit processome. The record is from RefSeq and is a predicted model, not a curated record.
UGGUUGGGUUCGGCGACCCGCUCAGUGGAAGGGCUCUCGCUUUUGGUGGUUAUGGCUGAAAGGAUUGAACAACGCAUUGAGGACCGAAUUCCGGAGCUAGAGCAGUUGGAGAGGGUUGGGCUUUUCACUCGCAAGGAAGUCAGGGCUGUCAUUAAGAAGGUCUCAGCUCUUGAAUAUAAAAUACAACGGAGAGUACUUCACAAGAAAGACUUUAUUAGUUAUAUACAGUAUGAAAUCAAUCUCUUGGAACUGAUUAAGACAAGAAGAUUGCGUAUUGGAUAUUCAUUUAAGAAAGAAGAGAUUGAAUACUCUAUUGUGCAGAGAAUACACGGCAUUUUCAAACGUGCUACAGCAAAAUGGAAGGAGGACCUUCAGCUGUGGCUGUCUCAUGUUGCAUUUUGCAAGAAAUGGAACAAGAAAAUACAGCUGAGCAAAGUGUUUUCUUCCAUGUUAGCCCUUCAUCCCAAUAAACCAGCUUUGUGGAUCAUGGCUGCAAAAUGGGAGAUGGAAGACCGCCUGUCAUCUGAAAGUGCCCGGCAGUUGUUCCUUCGUGCGUUGCGUUUCCAUCCAGAAUCUCCUAAACUUUAUCAAGAGUAUUUUAGAAUGGAGCUGAUGCAUGCAGAAAAGCAAAGGAAAGAGAAGAAAGAAUUUGAGCAAGCAAAGAUAGAUUUAGGUGAGUUCAGUUUUUCUGAGGACAUUCUUAAUGCUGAACUGGCUAGAAUUGUCUACAGAAAUGCCAUUCAGAAAAUUAAAGGGGCAGAGUUUGCACUGUCGCUUUUGUCAAUUGCAAAACUUUUUGAUUUUACACAAGACCUUCAAAAAGAAAUUCUAGAACACUUGCAGGCAGCAUAUGACAACGAUCCUCUUGUGUGGGAUUUCAUGGGACGGCGGGAACUGGAGAUGGAAUCCCUGCCUUCUUCAGAAUAUAAGUCGAAACAGUCAAAGGCUCUAGAGGUUGCCCGCAAAGAAGAACAGUGUUGCACUGUAUUUGAGGAGGCAGUCACACACCUUCCCACUGAGGAAAUGUGGAAGUGUUAUGUCACUUUUUCCCUGGAAAGAUAUAACCGGAAGACCAACAGUGAAGACCUAAGGCAAAAGAGGCUGGAAAGGGUACUUAAUGUUUUCAGCCGAGCUCAUGAAUCACAAUUGCUGCCAGCUUCUCUCUAUAAACAGUGGAUUCAGCUCCUACUGGAGCUCAGUCACCAAGACAAGGCCAAAGAGGUGGCAGCGGCAGCAACAAACCAUUUCAGCCAGUUGGUGGACAUGUGGGAAAUGAGGUUGCAGUUGCUGCUGACGCUGAAGAGCAGUGAAAUGGCUGCUUGUUCCCAAGAGGCUUUUAAAGUGGUUAAAGCUAAGGACACCUUGCCACUAUGGAUUUUAUGGCUAGAAUGGAGUGAAAGUGUCAGUAGCAAGGCUGAAACUGAAGCCCUCUAUCAGAGAUCUUUACUUGCCAUAGUUCCUGCUGACUCCGUAGCCUUGAAAGAAAAGUACCUGGAGUGGGCUCACAGGACCGGUGGCUAUAAGAAAGCAAAGCAAGUCUUCACCAGUCUGAGGGAAUGCCGUCCAUUUUCACUCCAGUUCUUCAAGAAAAUGAUUCAGAUUGAAAAGGAACAAGAAUCCAGUAAAAUAUUUAAUAUCCGAGAAUUUUAUGAACGUGCCUUGAGGGAAUUUGGUGCUACAGAACCUGAUCUUUGGCUGGAUUACAUUAAAGAAGAGCUGAAUCAUUCCCAAGGCAAACCAGAGAACUGUGGCAGUAUUCACUGGAGAGCUAUGAAGACGCUGCAGGGAGAACAAGUGGAAACAUUUAUUUCAAAGUAUACAUUGCUGCAAGCUGGGCACCUGUGAGAAAUGUAUUGCUGAUGAUUGUCAGAAGGACUACAUAACCCAUUUUUGCCCCCUAAAUACUUUGUUACAUUGUUUUCUUCUAAUGGCAAAUUAAUCUCAGUUUGUUAGUCAAACAACUAUGGGAACUCUUGGCUUUUUGUUGAGUCAGGUGUUUAUAUUACAAUUAAUGUUUACUUGGAAUUUUAAAGUGAUAUAAAAAGAAGGCCUAGGAGUAUGGGCAGGGAAAUACUUUAGCCCAGAGUGGUUGUAUUGAGCUGAGGUUGUAAAAUGAAUGAUAACAGUAUUUUUUUUUACAUUUUACUUCAUUUAUUACUUGGUUGAUUCAAAAUUAUCUGGCAGAGGAUUUUUAAAAAGAUUUUUAAGAGCCCCCAUGGCUCAUUCCCCAGAAUAAUAUCUAGAGUUCAAUUCUCUUCUCUCAAGGGUGUGUGUGUGUGUGUUUGUGUGUGUGUUCUUCACUACUUUUUUUGAGUAGAAUGAAUUAAUGAAUAAAUAAAUGCUACUCAAAAAAAGUAGUGAAGAACAUUUGGAAGUUAGAACCUAUGUAACUGGAACCAGCAGAUCCUCCCCCUUUUGAACAGAGACUGAUACUAAAAAAUUGUUCUUUAUUAAAGUCUUUUAUAUUUACAGCCAUGUGGUCCAGAUGGGUUAGACUACAGCUCCCAUUUUCCUCUGUUCCCAAACCUGCAUAAUGGGAGUUGUAGUCCAGUACAUGUGAAAAAAUUACUUUGGGAAUGGUUGUACUAACCAGUUAAAUUCUGUUUAAUGAAUAAUUAAUGUGUUGGAAUGCUCUUCCCUGGAUAAAUUAUUUUACUUGUUACUAAAUAAUUGCGUGUCUAACAUCCAUACUUCCUCCACACUACUAGAUUUAACAAAAAUGUAACAGUUGGACCAUAUUUUAGAUUUUAAUAAAUAUACAUAUAAACAUACUUUCAGGGAAAGUGGAAAAACAAUUCUGAGUUUAUUUUGGUAUUGUUUCAUGCUAUAAUAUAUCUAUGUUGAUAGUGCCUAUCAAAUAGUGCCUAUUUGUAUUUUGUACUAUUAUGGUGGAACUGGAUUUCAGUCUGGCUAGUGAAUAGAAAGUAGUUGUCUACCAAGCAAAAAAUGCAAAAUGGUCCAUAUACAAAUUGUUCUGGGAACAGCUAGUUUGGGGCAGUUUGUAUUGAAACCGAAACAUGCCUGCUUGGUGUUUUGGUGCGGUGGGGUGGGGUGGGGGGCGGUAAGAACAGAAAGAAGUUUAAGUGAACAGAAGUUGACACAACUUGUACCAAGUUAAGCACAACAUUUUUCUUCAAAUUUGAAUGCAUACUCAUUAUGUACAUAUUCAAAAUAAAAAACUGAAUAUGUCAAGUGUAAAAGUUUA